Boleophthalmus pectinirostris (great blue-spotted mudskipper) is the source of this 1295-nucleotide messenger RNA. It is a transcript of the gene dbx2, whose product is annotated as developing brain homeobox 2. The record is from RefSeq and is a predicted model, not a curated record. The transcript has 4 exons. Bases 1 to 687 code for a protein of 228 amino acids. Gene Ontology annotation, biological process: regulation of transcription by RNA polymerase II. Gene Ontology annotation, molecular function: DNA binding; DNA-binding transcription factor activity, RNA polymerase II-specific. NCBI's taxonomy places the organism in Eukaryota, Metazoa, Chordata, Actinopteri, Gobiiformes, Gobiidae.
AUGGCCUCUCCUCCUCCAUUAGCGGGCUUCGGCAGCUCCGGAAAGUGCUUUCUCAUCGACAACCUGCUGCAGUCACAAACCUCUCCACCCCGAGCAGAGAGACCCGGGACACAGCCAGGGGGACAGGGGACAGAGGACACUGGGCCCAGGCGAGCUCCUGGUCUCAGGCGAAGCUGGAGCUGUGAGUCCAGAGGAGGAUAUCAAAGUCCAGGCCACAGUCCAGAGCAAGUCCUGCAACACCCAGGUGUGCUGAGCCGUGUGCUGGUGCCGGGCCUGGAGUACCCGUACCUCCUGGCGUUCUGCGGUGGGUCCAGCCCCCCUCCCGUCUUCUCCAAGAGUACGAAUCUUCCAACAUGGGCUCCUGAUAAUAACCCAAAAGCUCGCAGAGGGAUACUUCGAAGAGCGGUAUUUUCAGAGGAGCAGCGGAAAGAGCUGGAGAAAACCUUUAGGAAACAGAAAUACAUCAGCAAAACAGACAGGAACAAAUUAGCAGCAAACCUCAGUCUCAAGGAAUCACAGGUAAAGAUUUGGUUUCAGAAUCGUAGAAUGAAAUGGAGAAACUGUAAAGAGAAGGAGGCUCACAGCAAUCGCUCCCCAAUGGAUGAACUCAUGGCUCGAGCUCAAGAACCAUCUCAGAAAAACAACUCCAAAUCCAACAAAUCUGAUUCAGAGAAAAGGGAUUCAUGAUGGAUCUGUGAUGGCAGCUGUGUCAAGUGAAAUACUAUUAAAAAAGAACUGGUAAAGCUUUAUAAUGACUACUACAUGACGGGGUUAAAGUUAGGAGGAAAGAUCAUUACUAAACCUUCUUAAUAAAUGCUUUAUUAUGAAGUCAUUCAAGUGUAGUUAUUAUAAAGUGUUACCAAAUAAUUACUGGGUAAGUGAAUGUAAAUGCUACUUAAAGACUAACAUAAUUAGUUUUGACUUGUAAGUGGCUGCAGUUGUGGUUACUUCAUAGUAUAAUUGCUUAGUCAAUCAAAAUGUGAGGAGUUCAAGAGCAUGAGGUUGUGUUCACACUGCAGAAUCUGAUCAUGUCUUAAUCUCAAGUACAGAGUCCAAAUGAACUCUAUGGGAGAUUCAAUGAUUUUCAACAAAAUAUCUUGGAUUGACUCCACAAACGUGUCAUUUUAAAGUCCUGGCUUCAACUAUUUUGACUUGCAACAAUCAUUCUUUCUGAAGCUCACAUGAAAAAAUAUUAUUUGACCUUAGUUAAUUAGCAGCUGAGUUUUAAAGCAUAAAGUAGAAUGUUGAUGUGACAUGACCUGUCUGUUCUAUGCUCAUGUUGAUACAUCAUGUCA